Aspergillus melleus is the source of this 318-nucleotide messenger RNA. RefSeq lists its product as uncharacterized. The coding region runs from base 1 to 318 and encodes 105 amino acids. NCBI's taxonomy places the organism in Eukaryota, Fungi, Ascomycota, Eurotiomycetes, Eurotiales, Aspergillaceae. The transcript has a single exon. The record is from RefSeq and is a predicted model, not a curated record.
AUGGCGAAGAAGUUUGGUUCUGCCGUUGAUCUAGAGACGGGAACGAGCACGAAGAACACGAAGAAGAAGCCUAAGAUGAAACAGGGGCAGGUCCGUUCUAUCCAGUUCGAACUGUCGGACAUUCCGGAAUUCUCUAGACGAGGACUGGAAAAUUCGUUCGAAAGUCAAAAGAUGUGGGAUUUAGGUUCUCACUGCAUCUUACCAUCCAGUAUCCGUGCUGCAUGGGUGUACGUGCGCUCAGCCCGCCCAGCCAUCGGUUUAUUGUAUUCGUAUCCGAGGUAUCUAUAUGGAGUAGCUAAAUCCUACGGAGUAAGCUGA